Molecule: messenger RNA, 936 nt
Organism: Penicillium cosmopolitanum
Lineage: Eukaryota; Fungi; Ascomycota; Eurotiomycetes; Eurotiales; Aspergillaceae
Product: MIP transporter
Exons: 1
Coding region: 1-936 (311 amino acids)
Biological process (GO): transmembrane transport
Cellular component (GO): plasma membrane
Molecular function (GO): water channel activity
Source: RefSeq, a predicted model, not a curated record
AUGUCACCAUCCUUCGCCCCGGAGCAGCAUGGAACCUGCUCCAUGAAUAUUGACGAUAAUAUUGAGAGGUCGGGGCUGAAGCCAACCAUUCGGCCUUUUGCCGGCCGGAUCGGUGGCAAUCAGGGAUUAGUGCUGGACCCCAGCGAUGCCAGCAAUGCGGAAUUACUGAAGCGCAUGCCCGAUGCGGCACCGCUGAUGAGCUUGAAGCAGUCAUUCAGCCUGGCAGCCUUUUCCGAUAUCGAUCUUUGGAAGUUCGGUGCAGUCGAAUGCGUAGGUAAGCUUUCUGGUCAGCAUCGAGAUUGUUCUACCGCGGCUUCGGAAUGGCAGAAGAAACGCGGGCUUAUUCACAAUCUAGGGACGAUGAUGCUCGUUUUCAUGACUUCAUGGCUAUCUGCACACUCGCCUAUCCCAACAACGACCCUCCCUGCAUCCAGCGACGCCGCUGGUAUUUAUUCUACAGCCACCUUCCUAGGACCUUUGGUUGGGGGUAUUACCAACUGGCUAUUUCUGACUCUUUUUAUCUUCUCCUUUUCCUCGGUCAGUGGCGCUCAUCUGAACCCGCUGAUCACCAUGGCCACCUUUUUUGCUCGACUUAUUUCGAUUCCUCGGAUGGUUCUUUAUCUUGCCGGACAAAUUCUGGGUGGCACAUUGGCUGGUCUCAUGCUUCGAACGUCGUUCGGCUCGCGAAACUUUGUCGUUGGUGGGUGUGAUAUCGACACCUCCCUUGUUCCGACUGGAGAAGCUUUUGUAUUGGAAUUCAUUUGCUGUUUGACGCUUUUGUUUCUUUCUUUCGGCGUAGGAUUGGACCCCCGACAGUCCAAAGUCUAUGGUACGGCUCUUUCACCGUGGCUAGUAGGACUGUCUUUGGGUGUUGUCAGCUGGGCGUCAGCAUUCACACGAGUGGGGUAUGGAGGAGCUUGUAAGAUGUGUCUUUGA